Messenger RNA from Amphiprion ocellaris (clown anemonefish), 7687 nucleotides. RefSeq names its product microtubule associated monooxygenase, calponin and LIM domain containing 1 (gene mical1). Lineage: Eukaryota; Metazoa; Chordata; Actinopteri; Pomacentridae. The transcript is spliced from 24 exons. The record is from RefSeq and is a predicted model, not a curated record. Gene Ontology annotation, molecular function: protein binding; FAD binding. The coding region runs from base 2670 to 6491 and encodes 1273 amino acids.
GUGGGUUGUGAAUGUAAUUAUAGACUGCGUCUCAGGUGGAGGGCAGAGGCUGCAGAAUUUGCAGCAGAGGGGAGUUGUUUUUGUUAGAUAAAUGCUGAUAUCAGGAAGUGGUACAUGAGCCAAGCUACGGGAAAUGUCACCUACAGUACAGAUACUUCACACUCACUGUGUGCUGUAUAUUUUUUUGCAUUUCAUGUUGCUGCUAGAAAACUGUUAAAUUGAGGUAAAUGUGUACUGCAGGGAAGCUGCCUCAACCUUGAGCUUUUGUUGUUUAGUAUGAUGUUGACUUUAAAGAUUAGCGUGUUACCCACGUGGUCUUUAGUUCUUAAAAAUAACCCACCUUGGGUAAAUGUUGACAGUAAAUUCUAAAUGGUGUGCUAAUAGCAUGUGUCACACAUUUCUAUUAAUAAGAAUUUUAUUGUUUACCAGCAUUCACUUUCGUUUCACAAAAGUCUGCUCCAGCUUAUUGGAAUAUUUUCAGCACCAAAAACAUUCAUGCUCUCAAGCGAUUAUAUCAAAAAGUUGUACACAACUUGAAAAAAGCAUUUUCCUUACUAUCAGCUGUCAGUCAAAACUGCAAGAACAACAUAUUUUUUCACUAUUAUCUCCAAAAACUCUCAAAUUUCUGUUUCACGGACUAAAUUCUGUUCUUUUAAAUGCACUGUAUAAAUAAACUGAUCUGAUUUUGUUCUACACAAAACAUAGAAUUACGUAGAAUUGACAGGCAAUUGAUCUGUGGCUAUUUUCAUAAUGAUGUACCUGUUUGACUGUUGCCAAACAAUCAGUGUUUCCAGGAUUGUCAAAUGUAGGAAUCUUAUCUUGACAUUUUAUAUGACAGUAGCAUGGAUACCUUUGGACUUUGGACUUUUGGUUGGACAAAACAAGACAUUUUAUUUAUUUAUGAUUGAAGGUAAGAUCCUGAGAUUAAAAUAUUUUUUUCAUGGAAUACAUGGCCAAGAAGACACACUAUUAUGAAGUUAGAAACGAUCCUAAAACCAAAUCUAAAAACAGUUGACUCACGGCUAAAGUUAAGCAUGUUAAAACAACCAGUAGAUUAAAAUACACAAAGCAAAAUCCAGUUUAGGAACAGCAGUUGCACUUUUCAGUUACACGACUUCUGAUAUAAUACUCCGGUAGCCUGUGGUGUUUAAACAAUGCUCAAUGUGUCCUAAGGGGUCGAAAGUGUGCCAAAAAAAUAUCCCUUACACCAUAUACCACUACCACCAGCCUGAACUGUUGGUACAAGGCACGGUGGAUCCAUGCUAGCAUGUGGUUUACGCCAAAUUCUGACCAUCUGAAUGUCACGGCAGAAAUUUAGACUCAUUGGACCAGGCAACAACGUUUUCACAAUCUUCUGUUGUCCAAAUUUGCCGAGGCUGUGCAAAUUAUAGCCUCGGUUUCCUGUCCUUAGCUGACAGGAGUGGCAACUUGUGUGGUCAUCUGCUACUGUAGCCCAUCUUCUUCAAGGUUUGGCUUGUUGUGCAUUCAGAGAUGAACCUCUGUAUACCUUGGUUGUAACAAGUUGAUAUUUGAGUUACUGCCCAUUCUCCUCUGACUUGUGGUAUCAAUGAGGCAUUUUUUUCCAAAAGAACUACCGCUCACUGGAUAUUUUCUCUUUUUUGGGCCGUUCUCUGUAAACACUAGAGACUGUUGAGUGAGAAAACCCCAGUAGAUCUGCAGUUUCUGAGAUGGAUAGAUGAGCCCAUCUGGCACCAACCAUGCCAUGUCCAAAGUCAACUAAAUCACCUUUGUUUCACAUUCUGAUGAUUGGUUUGCUCUUCAGCAAGACAUCUCGACUAUGUCUACAUGUGUAAAUGCACUGAGUUGCUGCCAUAUGAUUGGCUGAUGAGAUAUUUGUGUAAACAAGCAGUUGAACUGGUGUAUCUAAUAAAGUGGCCAGUAAAUGUAGAUAACGUCCCUCUUGUCUAAACAUAUGCCGUAUGAGAAACUACUAAAUCAGGCCGGUCCUAUUUCAGUAAUAAAAACUCAGCCAAACCUUCAGUUUUUUGCUAGAUGCUUCGUAUGUUGUCUGAAAGAAAGCCUGUCAUCCACCAAGUACUUGUAGGAAGACUCAUGUUUAAUUAUCAUCAUCAUUUCAAUCAUUUGAAAGUGAUUGUAAUGAGCACUAUCCACAGUGGUUUGUAGAUCACUGUUAAUUAAUGGGGUAAAUAAUCAGCAGACUAAUUGAUAAUUACAGUAAUUGUAAGUUGUGCAAUUGUUAUUAAUAUUAAUUUCCGUCCAGUCCUUUGUAGCCUUAAGGUUUUUGUUGUUCAGUCAAGGUGAUGCACACAGGAGUUAUUCUAGUUUGAACAUAUGGAAGAAGUUAUAUUUCAGUAUUUGUUUUUGCCGUAUGUUUCCAUUAAACUGUGCACUAUUGCCUACUGAAACUAAUGACAGACGCAUGUCCUGAGGCAGCGUGUGAGACUGACACAUCAGCUGUGGGCGGGUUCUUCGGUGCAAAGUGCUUGUAAAAAGAAAGAUAGGAAGAGCCACAGAAACCACAUAGAGGAAGCUACUAAUGAUUCAGCCGACCAGGUGACAAGGCGCCCUCAGCAAUGAAGCUUUUGGACUAUAAUUAGACUAACAUGAGGAGGGGACUUCACAUAGCACAGUAGUCAACCAUCUAACCCAGUGGCCAAAAGGACCUGAACCCACUGUCAUCCUCAAGUAUGGCGAGCCAGGAGCCUGUCAACCCUUCGCAUGCUGCAUUUGACCUGUUUAUCCAAGCCCAGAGUUGUAAGGAUGUAAAGCACCACUUUGUUGAGCUCUGCAGGGAACUGGACAUCAAUCCUAAGGAUUUCAGGACCUUCUACACAAAGCUAAAGGAAAGACUGAACUACUGGAAGGCCAAAGCCUUAUGGACCAAGCUGGACAAAAGGGCAUCUCAUGCAGAUUACCAGCAAGGAAAAGUCUGCAGCAAAAACAAGUGUCUUGUGUUGGGUGCUGGUCCUUGCGGACUGAGAACAGCCAUUGAACUGUCCCUGCUGGGGGCUCAGGUGGUGGUGUUGGAGAAGAGAGAGGAUUUCUCCAGAAACAAUGUUCUCCAUCUGUGGCCGUUCACCAUCUACGACCUCCGCGGGCUCGGAGCCAAAAAGUUCUAUGGCAAAUUCUGCUCUGGCUCUCUGGAUCAUAUCAGCAUUCGUCAGCUGCAGUUGAUUCUACUGAAAGUGUCACUUUUGCUCGGGGUCGAGGUGCACACCGGAGUGGAGUACCAGGGCUUGAUCGAGCCCUCAGGAGAAAAUGGUUGGAUGGCCAAACUACAGCCUUGGUCUCAUCCUGCUGCAGCCUUCCAGUUUGAUGUCUUCAUCUCUGCUGGAGGAGGCAGGUUUGUCCCUGAUGGUUUCAAGCAUAAGGAGCUGAGAGGGAAGCUGGCGAUUGGCAUUACAGCCAACUUCAUUAACGGAAACACAGCUGCUGAGGCCCAAGUAGCUGAGAUCAGCGGUGUAGCCCGCAUCUAUAACCAGAAGUUCUUCCAAGAGCUGCUCACAGAGACGGGUAUUGAUUUGGAGAAUAUUGUCUACUACAGAGACGACACCCACUACUUUGUCAUGACUGCCAAAAAGAAGAGCUUGCUGAAGAAGGGGGUCAUUAAACAGGACUAUGGUGACGCAGAACAGCUGCUGGCUCCUGCAAACGUGGAUCACGAGGCUUUGUGUCGCUAUGCACAUGAUGCUGCCUUCUUCUCCACCGGUGGCAAACUGUCUAACCUUGAGUUUGCUCAGAAUCAUGCUGGCCGACCAGAUGUAGCCAUGUUCGACUUCACCUGCAUGCAUCGUGCUGAGAAUGCUUCGCUGGUCAGAGAGAGGCGGGGCCAGAAGUUGUUAAUGGGUCUGGUUGGAGACUGCCUGGUGGAGCCUUUCUGGCCUCUGGGUACAGGCAUAGCCCGUGGGUUCCUGGCUGCUUUUGACACAGCGUGGAUGGUGAGGAGCUGGGGUAAAGGGGUCCCACAUCUCAAGGUCCUGGCUGAGCGAGAAAGUAUCUACCAGCUCCUGUCCCAAACCACACCAGAAAACACCAGCAAAAACUAUGCUCAAUGCAGCAUCGACCCCAAAACACGGUACCAGAGAGUCAACCUCUCCUCCAUCCAGGCACACCAGGUGCAGCACCUCUAUGAUGUUGAUAAAUCCUAUCCAGCAAGUAAGAAACAGAAGGACAGAUGGCCUACCAUGCGUCAAGACUCAGUUAGCGGUUCUGAAGAGUUGCUGAAAUGGUGCCAGAAACACACAACAGGUUAUGAGAAUGUGAAUGUAAAAGAUUUUAGCCAAUCCUGGCGCUCUGGGCUGGCUCUGUGUGCUUUGAUCCACCACUUCAGACCUCAGCUCAUUGACAUGUCUUCCCUGGAUGAGUCCAGUAGUGCCCACAACAACCAACUGGCCUUCAGUAUCCUAGAGAAGGAGCUGGGCAUCCCACCUGUUAUGUCCCCCAGCGACCUGGCCGACACUGGUCAGAUUGACAAGUUAUCCAUGGUCCUCUACCUCACCCAGAUCCAGAAAGCUUUUACGGUGCUGGCAAAAGAACCUGCAGGCUUCCUGCCAUCAUCCAAGCCUCUGACUCUCUCCCAGACACAUUCAGCUGUCUUUUUCCUGAGCAAGCUGAAGCACAACUCUCUGCAAAGACGCAAGGAAAAGCUGGCAUCUGAGAAACAGGGCACAGAAAUAAAGACCAGGAUGGGAGAUGAGGACAGUACGCUGGUGCCUCCUGUGUCCCCUGCACUCAGUCCUACGCCUGCUCUUUCUCCUGAGCCUGAGCCUGGCACUACCGUUUUGAUGACGAACAGCGAUGAAUGUUACUUCUGCGGUCAAAGGGUUUAUGUCCUGGAGCGCAUCAGCGCUGAGGGCAAGUUCUUCCAUCGGAGCUGCUUCACCUGCCAUCGGUGCGGCAUCACACUCAGACUAGGAGGAUACACCUUCGACCAGAAUACAGGGAGAUUUUACUGUGAGCUGCACUCGGAGGAGAUGGAGCUGGCAAAUGGGGCUGAAACAUCUUGUAAGGAUAACAAAGAAAAUGAUAAUGGGACAAAUGAAGAGAAUGGGCUUUCUAGUGAUGAAUAUACACUGUCUCCAUCGGAUGAGGAGUAUGAGCACACUCUUGACUGUGGCCCCAUUACUCAUACACAAUCAUAUAAAUCUGAACAGGACCAGGCUAUACGUGGAUCCAAAGAAGAUCCUCAAGAACCACAUACAUCAGAAACUCCUUCAUCUAAAACUGAGGUAGAAGCACCAAAUGAGGAGGACACAGAAGAAAUUUCUUCGUCAGUGUCCUAUCCGGUUCCAAAGCCACGUCUUUCUCGGCAGACCACACCCACCCAUCAGCCCUCUCCCCCGGUAGCAAAACCUCGCACAGUCCACUGUUUUGAUCCCUCCACUCCAGAAAAACAUUCACCGCCAGCUUCUACAAAGGAGAUCUCUAAAGCAGGACCAGACUCCCGUCCUAAACAAUCGUUGCGAAAGCUUCAGUUAACCGAUGAGGAGAAAAGCCUGCUGGUGAAUCUUCAAAGUUUCAGUGCAGACUCAGACUCGGAGACCCCUGGUGGAUCCUCCUCCUGUUCCUCUUCCUCAGCGAAUGCAGGAGGUCCUGCCAAACCAGAGGGCCUGGAUGGGCAAGAGGAGGAGGGCUACUGGAGCGGGAGCACUGCAGGCCACAUGCGGGGGAAGAGGAAUCGACGCUGCUACAGGAGAAAAGAGAUGCCAAGCGGGCAGACCAGAGUACGAUCCAAGUUUUCCCCCUGGAAUCUGUCUUCCCCGAGAAUCAGCAGAGACACCCGGCUCAGUGUCCACAUUAAUCAUCCAGGCAGAGUGGAAACAACAUUCAGACAAGUUCACAGCGCCUCAGAAGAGGGGGUUGAUGGAGAUGAUGACGACGAUGAUGACGAUGACGAUGAUAUGUUUGAACGAGAUGACAUUGACUUAUUUGAUGAGAAAUUUCAGAAAAUGCCAUCCGACCCUGUUGAGGCUGAGAAACUGGAGCUGAUGAAGAUGAGGACGCUGGAGCGGCGGGCAAAGAUGAGCGAAUUACAACGAUUUCGGAAAGCUCAGUCCAUCCAGCGAAGACUGGAGGAGAUUGAGGUGACUUUCAAAGACCUGGAAGACAAAGGUGUAGUUUUGGAGCGAAGUCUGCGAGGAGAGGCUGACAGUGGCGGUUCUCCUGAUACGAUCGAACAGUGGAUCCAGCUGGUCCAUGAGAAGAACGCAUUGGUUUCUGAGGAGUCGGAGCUCAUGGUGGCGUCUCGCCAGCUGGAGCUCGAAGACAAGCAGAGCGCCUUAGAGUUGGAGCUCAGGAAAUACAUGGAGAUGAAAGACAAGACAGCAGAGCAGCAGGCGGAAGAAGAGCGGGUUCUGCAGCAGAUGAUCGAGGUCGUGGACAUGAGGGACUCUUUGGUGUCAUUUCUGGAAGAGAAGAGGCUGAAGGAGAUAAGCGAGGAGCAGGAGGCUUUCUCCAUCAUGGAGGCCAAACGGCACUCAAAGGCAGGAUCUCAGGUUCACUGGGCGUGAGGCUGUCAUGCAUACAUAUACUCAGUAUGAGCCUCUGUGAGCUGUACACGGGAUUCUUUCACAUCUGCCGCGUGUGAGAUUCGCUGCUUUUAGACUUGGAACCUGAAACUUAAAUUUGCAAAGCCAAAGAUGAUACGACAUCGUUGUGAAAGGUAACCCACUACAAGUCGUCCCUCAGCGAAUAGGAUUAAGUUCAGGCUUAUGGGCCGGGGGCUGAAUGAACGUCAUUUGCAAUCUGCCCCCUAGAGGGAGACAUAAGCCUUGAGAUCUGACUCUUUUGAGUUGAUGCAUCCUACAACUCUGCAGCUAAGACAGCCUGCCACCAUAGUGGGGUGAUAACAACACACCAUGUAUGAAAAAUGAUCUGUAGUAUCUGCUGUACUAUUGAACAACCACCACACAGCAGAUAAUCAUUACCCAGUCUGGGACUUGGCCUGGUUUUGUGUCAGAAGCGUGACAUGAGUGCAAAGCCAAGACAAUACAGAAUACAAUUACACUGGUGAGAAACCAGCAAUAGCUGCUUCUGAAUAGAUCUAGGUUGAAAAUACAGGACAAAUACAUGUUUUUGAAAAUAGUUGGAUGUUUAUAUUGAUUUUAAUUGUGUCAUCACGGACAAGUGCUACACAUAACACAUUAAUAUACAUAACCUGAUUCUAUCUUUAGUAUUUGUGUGCUGAAUAUAAAUAUGAUGGAGGUUUAAAAAAACUAAGAGGAAUUUGAAAUAUUAGACUAAUUAAAAUUCUGUUGUUCGUUCUUUGUUUUCUUUUUAUCCAGCUGUCAUUUCUGAAUGUUAUUGAAUUUUGUAGCACUCCCUGCUGUUCACCACGUCCCUUCCUGAUAGCACAGUUGGAUAGCUAAUCUCAGGGGUUGAUCAUUCAGUCCUCUGAGAAUCAGAGUUACAAUUUUCACUGAUGGCCUUCAACUGUCAGCUGCUCUUUAAGUGGUGUAUUAUUGGAACACGGGGGAUUUGAGGUGAAUGAAAAACAGAUUAAAAUGGACCGGCUCGUCUAUUUAUAAAUACCAUCAUUUAUCAUUUGCAGGUGUUCCUAUUCAUGUGCUGGCUGAAUAGUCAGAAUCAAGGCAAAGAACAAUCUGUUGUCAGUGAAAAGGAGCCUUAUAUAUUCAUUGUCCUGCUGCCAUUUUGUGCCACCUGGACAACACUUCACAGUAUAUCAAAUAAAGAUCAUGCACUUUGA